AUGAAGUCGAGCACAUCAAAAGAGAAGUUAUGUGGGGAAAAUUCCCGUCAAGUCUUCAACAAACUGGUCAACGCUCAGAAAUCUCGUUUUGAUAUCAAUGCGAUAGGUAUGUUGAAAUUCAGAGUAAAAAUAAUAAAGUUCGGUGAUUUUCAGGAAUGAUUCAUUUGAUCGAUGAACUCGAUCGUCUUCGUAAGCUUUGGAAACAGGCAGAAGAGGCAAAAAAGCAGACUAUUGGAGAGAUGAGAGAUGUGGAAGAGCAGCUCGCGUAAGUCACGAAUUUCAUUGAAAUUGUUUAAUUUUUUCUUACAGAAAGGCUCGGAAGGAAUUGGAGAUGUCAGCUCUUGACGUCAAAGAUCACAAAAAGCACUUGCGGGCGAUGAUGGAAGAGAACAAGGCGCUGAAAUUGGAUUUGAAUGUGCUCGAGACUCGUGAGAAGCAGCUUAAGAAUGCGAUGAAAAACGGAGCCUUUGACAGUCUCACCAAAGCGGACCGUGAGCAGUUUGCGUUCCUGCGGGAGCCGCUUCAACGUAACCACUCGAAACGAGUUCAACUGAGAUAUCCGCAUCUGAUGGAGGAGACGCAGGAGGAGGAGGACGACAGUGAGGUGGAUUACGACGAGACGGGCGACUCGUUCGAGGAUGUGAUGCCGUUGAGGAACGGAAGAGAGGUCAGGAAAUCUGGAAAUCAGCUGCCGAAGCGGAGAAGCUCUUCUGCUCACGCCACCCCAAUUUUGACGAAUGCGGGCAACGCGAAACGCAGCAGAAGCCGUGUUAUUACCGCUACUAUAGACGAGGAGCCGGUAAGUUGAAGAAAUUAGGUGAAAAUUGAUAAAUUUAACAAUUUUCUAUUACAGAACGAGUCUGGGACACCGCCAAAACGCGGCAGAAGCAACGGAACGACGACGCAAGUGACCACGACCACCUCGACAACCACGACAAUACUGAAUCGCGAGUUCUCGCGGCGGUCGAUGAGUUGCGACAACAUGACGUCGAUGGAAACGCCGAGCAGACAGGCGAACAAUCUUUCGAUUCGCACGAAGAGCACUGUGGAUGUGCGUACUUUGAAGAAGGGAACGCCUGCGUGGACAGAUGGGAGUUCGAGAGAUAUUGCACAUCGGACACAUACUUUUGUGGACGGGGGCAUUAAUCCGGUAAGCAAAAUAUAGCUUUUGUUUGUCUAGAGACGUCUGCGAUGAUGAGAAUCAUGCUAAUCAUGAAGAGGCGCGUCCGUCUCAACCUCCAUGUUGCAAAACAACAACCUCUGAGCAGAAUGUCCCAAAUUUAUAUUCAAGUCGACCCUUUUCAUAGUUCAUUGAGCACGUUUUAAUAAUUUCUUUUGCAGAUGCGCAAAUGCGACAAGUGCGACGCGCUGAUCCUCGCCAAAUCGUUCAAAUGCACCGAUUGCCAUCAGGUGGUGCACAAGGACUGCUCGAGCCGGCUCCGUCUCCCGUGCAUUCCACGUCCGAAAGCCGUCAUGACUCCGAAAUCGGCGGGCAGAAACUAUCCGAAAGUGCAGUACACUCUGCAGGACUUUUGCACUUCUGCCAAGCCGAUGAUACCUUCUUCCGUGGUGCAUUGCGUCGUUGCGUUGGAGGCUCGCGGCCUGACCACAGAGGGCAUCUACCGGGUUCCGGGCUCCACGAAGACGGUCAGCGCGUUGCUUGAAGAGCUGCGCUCGGCCAAAUCGGUUCCGAACGUGGCGCUGCACGACGUGGAAGUGAUCGCCGACACGCUGAAACGGUUCCUCCGCGAGCUUCGCGACCCGCUGAUUCCCAGAUCUUCGCGUCAGGAGCUCAUUUCGGCUGCGAAGACGUACUGGACCGAUCCGGAUAACGGAAGAUUAGCGUUGAAUCGGGUGAUUUGUGAACUUCCGCAGGCUAAUCGGGACACCCUCGCCUAUCUGUUCAUCCACUGGCGGAAGGUAAUAUCGAGGGCCGAGUUCAACAACAUGAACAUUGACAAUAUGGCCAGAAUCCUGUCGGUCGCUGUGAUGGGACCGAUGAAGAGUGUGCUGCAGUCGUCGCAAACGGAAGCCCGUUAUCUGCAGGACUGUGAGCGCACUUUGAAGGCUCUCUUUGAGUUUGACGAUGUAAGUUUGACUGUUUUUGAGUUUUUAAACUUCAACAUGAACUUUUCUUUGCAGGGAUACUGGCAGCGGUUCCUAGGAGCGCUUAGUACUCGAACUGCUGUGGUUGCCGAGCCGAUGCGCCACGAAAGUGUUGCUCUGUGCGAUCGGAGCAUUCUGGGACCGGUCACGACGUCGCCGGCGACUCCGUUGCUCUCCAGAGCCCCGAAAAACGUCCGUCGUGGUGCUCACCUACUCGGACCGAUGCGCGACGACUAA
Caenorhabditis sp. 36 PRJEB53466 is the source of this 2343-nucleotide messenger RNA. The record is from the annotation of a GenBank genome assembly. Lineage: Eukaryota; Metazoa; Nematoda; Chromadorea; Rhabditida; Rhabditidae.